This is a messenger RNA of Neocloeon triangulifer, 4131 nucleotides long. It is a transcript of the gene bdg, whose product is annotated as sodium-dependent transporter bedraggled. Gene Ontology annotation, cellular component: membrane. The transcript is spliced from 18 exons. Gene Ontology annotation, biological process: sodium ion transmembrane transport. The record is from RefSeq and is a predicted model, not a curated record. NCBI's taxonomy places the organism in Eukaryota, Metazoa, Arthropoda, Insecta, Ephemeroptera, Baetidae. The coding region runs from base 713 to 4036 and encodes 1107 amino acids.
UCUCAUGCCCAGCAUAUAUUGUCCCUUUAAAUGCUGAAGACACCGCAAAACCUGCGAAAUAGGGACCUCUCGACGUACCUGCAGCUGAGUACCAAUUAAGGGUGCAGAAUUAUGUGGUUGUAGGGACACAACUGGAUGCAAACACACACAAAAGUUAGGGAAGUGCUCGUGGAUUCUGUGAUUGCAAAAGAACGAAGCGCUCAUCUGUAUAUUGGCUUAAAAUGGAAUUAAAUCGCACCACCUGCUUGGCCCGGCAAGUAAUCCUGUCAUUAAUUUUGGCGUAAGAAUGUGAAAUUAUUUUUAAUGCACAAGUCCGCGCCACAAAAUUGGUAUCGGCAGAAGAGGCACCUGGUGGGCCCUUGAACGAACAAAUACUAUUGGAAGGAGGAGGAGCGAAACACCUUUCCAUGUGACCACCUUGCAUCUUGGCUUCCAGCAGCAGCAGGUCCAAUGACCCCAAUAAUCAGACCCUGAGAGCAGCGCAGAAGCUAAAGAGCCUGCGUGCAGAACGCGCCGCACGCCAAGCCAAACGGACGGAGGAGCUGCAAUUGUUUUGCAGGCCUUUCUCUACUGCAACGACGUGUGUGUUCCGCCUCGCAAUCAAAAUGCAACGAGUGCGUCGUCGGGUGGCUCGACAUCAAAUCGUGUCCUAAUAAUCUGCGGGUACGCGUGAGAUGGAUUUUGCUGCCGAGGCUAAAUCGAAGUUGCUGAAAUGAGUCGGUGCGACGAGACGCUUGUCGGCGACGGGAUGCAUGAUCGGCUUGUACCUGAAGAAGAAGCAAGCAGUCAAAGGACGUUCAGCGCAACCAAUGCUGCAUUUAACGAAGAGGAACCAACUAGUCAAGUCAACAAUAAACUCUAUGGCGACCAAGUAGGAGAUUUUAAUGCUCGGCACAGUGAUCACGUUGCUACCAACUUGGUGCACCUUCCGAGCCAUCACGUCCCGCGGUCGGCCAGGAGUUUUGUGCGUGAUCCUGGACCCUCGUCGUCUCACUCAGUGGACAGACCGGGCCAUUUACAUUAUUUUCUCACAAGAGCGCCCUCCUUAGUCGAUAUGACCAGAUUUGAUCUGAUGUCAUUAAGCAAGCCCCUGUUUGAUAGCUUCAAUCAAAGCUACGAAACGCCUUCGCUGGAAGCGACAGAUGAGUCAGCCACGGCGGGGCCUUCCGCCCCUGCAGAGGACAGUGCGUCUGUGGCAGGAAAGAGAGAAGAUGAAUUUUUCGAUGUUUCUUUAAAGACUGACGUCACUUCGAUGGACUCAACAUCGUCCAGUGAUGAAGACGUCGAUGUUAGUCCGGACGUGAUUCCGAGAUUUGUGAGGCCUUCAAUGAGGCGGAUAAAACGAAUUCGACUCCCACUUGCCGCUGAAGAGCCACCUGUUGAUCCUUUGCCUCCUCCCUUUAAUUUUGCAACAAGUAACGAAGAAAUAAACUCAACAAUGACAACAGAUUUUGAGGACUCGUACUUAGAUGCUAAUUCAAUUACGGGAGUGGAAACUUUGAGACGAAACGUCUUGGACUCUAGCAUUGAAAGUAAUUUAUCAUCAGCAUCAACUGUGCAAUAUAGUGAAACAAGAAUGCCUGAGUUACCAACCAGCAUUGAAGAGAGGAGAGACACUAGAUCAAGUCAUUAUUCUGUGGAUGAUAUUCCUUACAGUCCCACUGCGACUCCCAGCUCUUUGGGCCAAUGGCCAUUCCAGUUUUGCUUUUCACUGGCCUCAUUUGGAUGUGUGAUAGGGCUUUUCAGCCUCAGUAGGUUUGCAAUUCUCAGCGCUCAGUUUGGCGGCUCAUUCCUAGUGCAGUUUUUGAUCUUGUCAGUUUUAUUUGGCAUCCCAUUGUUCUUAUUCCAUGUUGCACUGGGACACUAUUUAGGAUGUGGAGUUAUCAGCAUGUGGAAAAUUAGUCCAAUAUUUCAGGGCGUCGGCAUUGCUUUGCUGAUAGGCCAAGCAUUCAUUGGAUUCUACGGCAUUGUGGGGAUGUCGUGGCUCUUGGUUUAUCUAAGAGACUCAUUCAUAAGAGGCAGUGACUCAUACCGAUGGGUAUUCCCUUUUACGCCCCACAACGAUUUCUCCAAAAGAGACAGAGGAAAAUUGGAAGAGACUGUAUCUGAUUACUUUAAUGGGGUCGUACUCAAGCGCUUCAAUUUAUACUCAAACGACAGGUCCUUUGGACAUUUUAAAUUUAGCCCAGUUUUCAACCUUGCUGUGGUUUGGAUUGUCGUGUUUUUAACAUUGAGCAAGGGAGUGAAGUCCUACACAAAAGCACUUACUGCCUUGGUGUUUUUAUCUGUUUGUGGCCUGAUUGUUUUCUCCUCUGAAAUUUUUUAUCUGGCCUCAAAAUAUGAACACAGCAUUUUAUCAGAGACCACCUGGGAUGACAUUUUUUACAACGGACAGAGCUGGAUUGCAGCUGCGUCUGAAACUUUCCUCACUUGGGGAAUGAUAGGAGCAGCAACGAUGCAAACUGCAUCUCAUGUAAACAACCGACACAAAAUACUGCGCCAAUCACUUGUGACCAUCGUUGCUGUCAUUGCAUGUCUUGCCCUUGUGGCAUGCAUGGCCGAUGCUUGCACGCAAAUUUUGCUUGGAAGUGGUUUUCAGUAUUUCCACACAUCCUCAUUUGAACUCAUGAGCACUGCUCAAUUUAUGAGAACGGUGGAUCAGCCAGUUAUUGACCCUACAACAAAGUACCUGAUGCACAGUUCGCUAAUGGUGGGAAACAGAGUCAUUGCUCCGAUGACUGCCUCAAAAACUCAAAACUCCAGAAGUGGAUAUCAAGCCAUUCGGCUGGUGACGGAGCUUUUGCCAGCAACGUUUGCCGCCCUUGGAGUGAGACAGAUGUCACCGUGCUGGGCUGUAUUGGCGUUUCUCACCCUAAUAUUUUUUGGUCUCCUGCAGCAGUUGGCUAUAUGGCACUCCGUCAUUAGUGGCAUAAUUUCCAUAAGUUCAAAAAAUCUGAAACCCUGGCGCACAACAAUUGCAUUUUUCACCUGCAUAUUUGCAUGUGUCCUCGGAUUGCCGCUAACGACUGAGCUUGGAAUUUGGAUUGUGUACUUUUUGGACACCAUAGUUGGCAAUGGCUGGUGGAUUGCGCUCCUGCACUGUCUCCUGAUAAUAGCAGUCAUUGUCGUGAGAGGGUAUCCAUACAAUGGAGAAGUUCUGGCAAACGUCCUUUUAGGGGAAGAAUGCACUGUCAAAAAAUUCCUCUCUCCAGUGCUGGCAUUCAUUUGGAGCGUAGCACUUCCUGUUUAUCUUCUAGGCAUGACUGUGCUGCUGUUUUAUUCAAGUGAAAGUGUCAAGUUGUAUGACUGGAACAUAGCCAAGCAAAAUCACUACUGGGAAGUGUGGGCUCGUGAGCUGGGAUCAUGUCUGCAGUUGAUGCCAAUUUUACUUGUGCCUUUGGUAGCAAUUGUGCAAACUUGUCGAUAUCUUUCAAAAGGCCCUUCCGAUUGGCUUGAGCGGCUUGAGCUUUUGUACAGGCCUCCACCUGAAAGACCUUCCAAUCAAAAUAAUAAUAUUGAAAACUUUGUGACGAAUACUCAAGAAGGAAUCGAAAGUUCUGAAGUGCCGUAUGAUCCACCCCCUAAGUACACUCCUCCCCCAUCAUAUUCAACAGCCACUGGAGCUAGGAUUGCUAAUAUUUUGCGACAAAGUUUCCGUCGCAGUAUUCGCAGAAUAUCAGCAAACACGAUUUUCCAGGCGGCAGCUCAAAAUCAAAGUGACGAUCAAACUCUGCCUCCAGCCUAUACAGCGUCAGUGACCAUCGAGAUGCACCAACCUGCCGAAGAAUUGCCAAAUGCAGAGCAGCUGCCUUCUAAUGAGGCUAGCAGUGAGCUACCCUCAGCGAUAAUGCAGUCCUAUGGAGAGAGGUCGCAGACGUUGCCCUCCAGGAGCAAGCAGCUGACCGCGCCGGAGGUUGCCAAAAUUUUGCGCGGCAGCUUUAGAAGAAGUCAGAGGUAUCGGAACCACACGUUGUACCCUUGGGCUCGAAAUGAAAAACCAGAUGAUCAAGGACAGACUGAAGAAAAUGAUAAAUGAAGUGAUGAAAAGCUUUUUUCCCACGCAUUGUAAUAUUUUGUGUUAACAAAAGUGAGCUUGUGUAACGUAAAUAAAAUUGUGCCUUUAGUCGAAUA